Messenger RNA from Ilex paraguariensis (yerba mate), 1726 nucleotides. The record is from the annotation of a GenBank genome assembly. Lineage: Eukaryota; Viridiplantae; Streptophyta; Magnoliopsida; Aquifoliales; Aquifoliaceae.
UCAAUUGCUAUGUUGGGCUUCCCGCCGCGGCUGAACCCUCAAACUCUGUAAAAGAGUUGUCUUACGGAGAUACUGCGCCGGUGCACUUAAAGGGAACGCUGCGUUUGAACGUUGGCGGUUUUCCGACGACAGUUCCUGUGGGACGAGAGAAACGAUUUAAAGAAGAAGCCAUGGCAGUUCGAUCGGCUGAAAAACGCAACCCCUCACAAAGAUCAGGGUUUUCGAUUCAUAAGCUUUACAAGAACCCUAAAGUACUCUUCGCAUUCGCUCUGCUUUUUCUCGACGUCCUUCUUGUCGCUCUAAUCAUCGCUUAUGUCCCUUACACGAAGAUUGAUUGGGACGCUUACAUGUCACAGGUUAGUGGAUUUCUUAAAGGAGAGCGAGAUUACAGCAACUUGAAAGGGGAUACAGGGCCUUUAGUCUACCCAGCUGGGUUUCUUUAUAUUUACUCUGCCAUGCAGUUUGUUACUGGAGGUCAAGUCUUCCCUGCGCAGAUACUCUUUGGUGUUCUUUACAUUGUGAAUCUCGGAAUCAUCUUAUUCAUAUAUGUGAAGAGUAAUGUGCUUCCGUGGUGGGCUCUUUCCUUGCUUUGUCUCUCUAAAAGAGUUCACUCGAUUUUUGUUCUUCGUUUGUUCAAUGACUGUUUUGCCAUGACUCUCCUCCAUGCUGCACUAGCCUUAUUUCUUUACCAAAAGUGGCAUCUAGGUUUAAUAAUUUUCAGUGGAGCUGUUUCCAUAAAGAUGAAUGUGCUUCUAUAUGCUCCCCCUUUGUUGCUCCUCAUGCUGAAGGCUAUGGAUAUUGCUGGCGUGAUAUCUGCUUUAGCAGGUGCAGCAUUACUGCAGAUUCUUCUGGGGCUGCCAUUUAUAUUAUCUUAUCCAAUUUCAUAUAUAUCAAGAGCCUUCAAUCUUGGGCGGGUCUUCAUCCACUUUUGGUCUGUUAACUUCAAAUUUGUUCCUGAACCGGUUUUUGUUUCGAAGGAAUUUGCAGUCUCUUUACUGAUUACUCAUCUGGUUGUGCUUACAGUUUUUGCUCAUUAUAUAUGGUGCAAGCACGAAGGAGGACUGCUCUGUUUCUUGCAGUCAAAAUUAAACCAAAUGAGGCUCAGCUUUGCUAUUUCAAGCUCCUCUCUUAAACAAUUUUACAUUGGCAACUCAACCUUCAAGCUUCUCAAAAAAGAGCAUAUUGUGACCACUAUGUUUGUUGGGAAUUUCAUUGGCAUUGUAUGUGCCCGAUCCCUGCAUUAUCAGUUUUACUCUUGGUAUUUCUAUAGCUUACCAUAUCUACUAUGGAAAACACCAUUUCCUACAUUGAUACGUUUGAUUUUGUUUAUGGGGGUGGAACUAUGCUGGAACAUCUACCCGUCAAACAUUUAUUCAUCGGUCCUGCUUCUUAGUAUUCACCUAGUUAUACUGGGAGGGCUCUGGGUUGCUACACCUGCAUACCCUUAUAGAGAUGGUGAAUCAUUGAUGAGAGAGAAAGGCGAAUGAAGCACCAAGGCUUCUGCCUCUUUUGUUUAAAAUUUUGUACAUUGUUUAUUCCCUCCCAAUUUUCAAUCUAAAAUCUUGGAUGUAAAACUGUCAAAGAUACACUACACUAGCCUUCUCUUUAUGGGUCAUUUGUAAGUUAUUUUUAUAAAAAGACAAACGGGAUUUUCAUCACUGUGGGGUGAUUAAAUGUACAUAAAUUUAUUUCACGCAUGGAAAAAUCAUUUUCGUGAAUGGAAUAU